UGUCACUGUGUGUAUACAUCCUAAGCCGUAUCAUUCGAUCAAUUUCGAUGUGAUGUGUGUGAUUCAUAUUAAUGUGCCGGUGCUGGCUGUCAGUGUCGUGUGCCGGGUGGUAUAAAAUGUACAUUAAAAAGCCGUUUUGACAUCCAAGACAGUUCAUUCGGAAUUGGAAAUCAAGUGUCGGUGGUGGCGUGUUGAAAGGUUAGAUAAGAAGUAAUUUAGCGGCAAUUGAAAUUAAUUAAAAAUUAAGAUGGCGCAGAACGGAUUCUUGAAACAGAAACCAGGCUUUGCCACAAUCGCCAUACACGCUGGACAAGAACCUGAAAAAUGGAACAGCGCGGCCGUAGUACCACCGAUUGUUAUGUCCACUACUUUCAAACAACCGGCUCCGGCUGAACAUACGGGUUUUGAGUACGGGCGGUCAGGAAAUCCCACUAGGAAUACUUUAGAAGAAUGCCUUGCAGCACUAGACGGUGGAAAACAUGGUUUUACUUUCGCUUCGGGUCUCGGCGCGAUGUCAACAAUUGUGAUGCUGCUCAGUAAAGGCGAUCACAUAGUUUCCAUUGAUGAUGUUUACGGUGGCACGAACCGUCUUUUAAGACAAGUUGUUACAAGAAUGGGGAUCGAUGUCACGUUUACAGACACUACAGUCCCUGGAAAUUUAGAAAAAGCAAUUCAAAAAAAUACCAAGAUGCUUUGGCUAGAAUCGCCAACAAACCCGAACAUGAAAGUUGUAGAUAUUGCAGCAGCAGUGAAAACAGCAAAGAGUCUCGGUGACAUUAUUGUCGUUGUAGACAACACAUUCCUUACACCUUAUUUACAAAAGCCAUUGGACUUUGGAGUGGAUAUCGUUUUAUAUUCCUUAACAAAAUAUAUGAAUGGCCAUUCCGAUGUAGUUAUGGGAGCAGCGGUUGUCAACGAUGAAGUUCUAGCAGAUAAAUUGCGAUUUUUACAAAAUUCUAUGGGAAUCGUUCCAUCGCCUUUUGAUAGUUAUUUAGUCAAUAGAAGUUUGAAAACAUUGGCAUUGCGUAUGGAGCGUCAUAAGGAAUCAGCACUUGUGGUUGCCAAAUGGUUAGAAUCACAUCCCAAGGUUAUCGAAGUAAUGCACCCAGGCUUGCCAUCACACAAACAUCACGAUAUCACCAAAAAGCAAACGAGUGGUCAUUCCGGAGUAUUCAGUUUCAAACAUUGUGGUGAUUUAAAAGAAUCAAGAAAGUUUUUAAGUUCGCUGAAAGUAUUCACAUUGGCAGAGAGUUUGGGAGGAUAUGAAAGUCUUGCGGAAUUACCCUCACUAAUGACACAUGCAUCAGUGCCCGAAAAGCAGCGCGAGGAACUAGGUAUUACGCAUGCACUGAUAAGGCUUUCAGUGGGCUUAGAAGAUGUGGAAGAUCUCCUAGCGGAUUUGGACAGUGCGUUCAAAGUAGCAUUUGAAUGAACUAGAAUGCUUUAAUUAAACAGACAAUCUCUUAUUCGUUUAUUUUGUUAUUUAAAUUAGUAUUUUACUAUUGUUAGACGGUACAGCUAUGAGACGCAGG
Messenger RNA from Spodoptera exigua (beet armyworm), 1532 nucleotides. Lineage: Eukaryota; Metazoa; Arthropoda; Insecta; Lepidoptera; Noctuidae. The record is from the annotation of a GenBank genome assembly.